Molecule: messenger RNA, 252 nt
Organism: Grosmannia clavigera kw1407
Lineage: Eukaryota; Fungi; Ascomycota; Sordariomycetes; Ophiostomatales; Ophiostomataceae
Exons: 2
Coding region: 1-252 (83 amino acids)
Source: RefSeq, a predicted model, not a curated record
AUGUUGGAGUCGGGAGCUGUUGGAGACCUGAGCCCUGGUCCGGCACCCCACCCCUUCCAACGCGCACAGGCCAGUGUGAUUGUGACCAAGGCUAGGCCAGCGCGUGAUGAGGCCCAAGGGCAGAGGCGGGGCUUCACCGUCAGUGACGAUUCGAACGCGAAAGGCAUCAGAGCCGGCUGUGCAGCAGACGUGACGGCAUCAAAGCAGGAUUCGGCUUCGUUCCGCGGUCCAUCUCUGAGCUCUGCGCGAUAA